UAGAUUAUGAUUAUUUAUGUUCGACUCUUCUAUAUAAAGUGUCGAAAACAUUACACAAUCCUCGUAAAUCGUUCUUCAUCAUAGAGUUCUUACCCGCCAAGAAGAACUACUGUAUGUAAAUGCCAUGCAGUGAUAGUUUUCUCCUUUUUUUAAUAAAAGAAAUAACCAAAGUUUUGUUGAUUCCAUAUCCGGGAAAAUAAAAGUAAAUCAACGAUCAAAAUAUUCCAAAUCAAUCAUCCUUGUUCUCUUUCUUGAUUUAUAAUUCGAAGACGAAAAGGCAAAAGGAAACUAAAAGAAAGAAGAGUUCAGUUCCUGGUGAGUGCAGGAGAAUUGUACUUUCAGAAGAGGAAGAAAAGGGUUGGUUUGAACAAUGAAGGGAGCGACCCUCGUUGCUCUCGCCGCCACUAUCGGCAAUUUCUUGCAAGGAUGGGACAAUGCCACCAUUGCUGGAGCAAUGGUUUAUAUCAACAAAGAUAUGAAUCUAGCAACCUCUGUUCAAGGUCUUGUUGUAGCAAUGUCAUUGAUCGGUGCCACGGUCAUCACCACUUGCUCAGGACCCAUCUCUGAUUGGCUUGGGAGACGCCCCAUGCUGAUACUAGCAUCGGUCAUGUAUUUCCUCAGCGGUUUGAUAAUGCUUUGGUCUCCAAACGUCUAUGUCCUAUGCUUAGCUAGGCUUCUUGAUGGGUUUGGUGCCGGUCUCGCCGUUACCCUUGUCCCUGUUUACAUCUCUGAGACCGCUCCUCCAGAGAUCAGAGGACAGCUCAACACUCUUCCUCAGUUCCUUGGCUCUGGUGGAAUGUUUCUGUCUUACUGCAUGGUUUUCACUAUGUCCCUGAGCGAUGCUCCUAGCUGGAGAGCCAUGCUCGGUGUCCUCUCUAUCCCUUCUCUCGUGUAUUUGUUAUUCACGGUGUUUUAUUUGCCCGAGUCGCCUCGUUGGCUGGUUAGUAAAGGAAGGAUGGAUGAGGCUAAGAAGGUUCUUCAAAUGUUAUGUGGCAGAGAAGAUGUUACCGAUGAGAUGGCUUUGCUUGUUGAAGGAUUAGACAUUGGUGGAGAAAAGACAUUAGAGGAUCUCUUAGUAACGUUGGAGGAACAUGAAACACUUGAAACCGUUGAUGGGGACGGACAAAUGAGGCUUCUCGGAACACACGAGAACCAAUCUUACAUUGCUCGACCCGUCACUGACCAACAACAGAGUUCACUUGGGCUACGUUCUCGCCACGGAAGCUUAGCAAACCAAAGCGGGAUCCACAAAGACCCGAUCGUGGGUCUAUUCGACAGUCUACACGAGAAGAUGCCUGAAGCAGGUGGAAACACAAAGAGUGGAAUCUUCCCUAACUUCGGAAGCAUGUUCAGCACUAACGCCGACGUGCCCCACAUGAAACCAGCACACUGGGAGAAAGACGUUGAGAGCCAAUUCAACAAAGACCAUGACGACUACGCGACCGAUGACAAUGCACCUGAUGAUGACUCGGACAACGAUCUUCGCAGCCCAUUGAUGUCGCGUCAGGCCACAAGCACGGACAAGGACGUGAUCCCACAUCCUACAGGAGGAAGCACGCUGAGCAUGAGACGCCACAGCACGCUUAACGGUGAAAACAGCAUGGGGAUCGGUGGUGGUUGGCACAUGGGAUACAGAUACGACAACGGCGAGUACAAACGUUAUUACCUUAAAGAAGACGGUGCAGAGUCUCGCCGCGGCUCAAUCGUUUCUCUUCCUUGUGGUCACGAUGGAGGCAGCUACGUUCACGCUUCAGCCCUUGUGAGCAGAUCAGUUCUUGGUCCUAAGUCGGUCCAUGGAUCUGACGUGGCCCCUCCCACUGGACCGCUCUGGUCGGCUCUUCUUGAGCCUGGUGUUAAACGUGCGCUGGUUGUUGGUGUUGGGAUUCAGAUACUACAGCAGUUUUCAGGUAUCAAUGGAGUUCUUUACUACACUCCUCAGAUUCUUGAACGUGCUGGUGUAGACAUUCUUCUCUCAAGCUUCGGAUUAAGUUCAAUCUCUGCCUCGUUCCUCAUCAGCGGGUUAACAACUUUACUCAUGCUUCCAGCUAUUGUCGUUGCCAUGAGACUCAUGGAUGUCUCUGGAAGAAGGGCAUUGCUUCUCUGGACGAUCCCUGUCCUCAUCGUUUCACUUGUCGCCCUUUUCAUCAGCGAGCUUGUCCAGAUCAGCAAAGUUGUUAACGCAGCGCUCUCAACCGUUUGCGUUGUGCUAUACAUCUGCUUCUUCGUGAUGGGUUACGGUCCCAUUCCAAACAUCCUCUGUUCUGAAAUCUUCCCGACAAGAGUCCGUGGUCUCUGCAUAGCCAUUUGCGCUAUGGUGUUCUGGAUUUGUGACAUUAUAGUCACUUACUCGCUUCCUGUUCUUCUCAGCUCCAUUGGACUCGUUGGUGUCUUCAGCAUCUACGCUGCGGUUUGUGUGAUCUCGUGGGUCUUUGUUUACUUGAAGGUUCCGGAGACUAAAGGUAUGCCUUUGGAGGUUAUCACAGACUACUUUGCCUUUGGUGCUCAAGCUUCUGCUCCUUCUAAGGACGAUACAUGAUUUGUAACGUUUGAUUCUUCUUCAUUUGCUCUCUUUUCUUUUUGGUUUCUGAAAAACUUUCAUUUCUUUUUUGUCUCCUUUGUUUUGUAAUCAAUCUAAUAACUAAACUACUCAAUGUUGAAGAUUUGA
Molecule: messenger RNA, 2665 nt
Organism: Brassica rapa (field mustard)
Lineage: Eukaryota; Viridiplantae; Streptophyta; Magnoliopsida; Brassicales; Brassicaceae
Product: monosaccharide-sensing protein 1
Biological process (GO): transmembrane transport
Cellular component (GO): membrane
Molecular function (GO): transmembrane transporter activity
Source: RefSeq, a predicted model, not a curated record